Naegleria lovaniensis is the source of this 3087-nucleotide messenger RNA. RefSeq lists its product as uncharacterized. Gene Ontology annotation, cellular component: nucleus. The coding region runs from base 1 to 3087 and encodes 1028 amino acids. Lineage: Eukaryota; Heterolobosea; Eutetramitea; Acrasida; Naegleriidae. The transcript has a single exon. Gene Ontology annotation, biological process: negative regulation of DNA-templated transcription. The record is from RefSeq and is a predicted model, not a curated record.
AUGAGCCAUCACUCCACAGGAGAAUAUUAUUCUCAACCGUCGGGUGCCGAUCAUCAUCAACAAGCUUUGGAACGAAGAGCACUUUUAGGCGCUGAGGGCCAAGAAUACAUUCUCACCAGGCUGAGCUCUGGAGAUCCUAAAUCAGCGAUUACUUCAUUCCAGAAGCAAUUUUCUUCCUUAUCAAGUGCCGCAGUUUCGUCGAGCAUUCCUCCUAUUCUUGAGUUAACCGAUCUUCUCAAUGUUCAACGUAACAACUUGUUCUUUGGCUUGAUGAAUCACUUGAAGAAGAUUCUUCUUGAUAAAAUCGAAAAUGAAAACGAACCAAUUCAAGAGGAAGAAUUGUUGGAACAAAUUUUCCCAUAUAUUGGAUUUGAAGAGUUGCGUCCGAUUGUGUAUACACUCUUGAAGAGAAUGGAGCAAAUUCCGGUUACCUUUUUGCAACAACUUCAAGGGAAUACUGAGAUUUUUAAAAAUCUUCCGAUCGAAGUGAAAAGACAAGUUUGGGUCAAUGAUGAGAAUCUCUUCAUCAAACACAUUUCUACUCUUCUGAAGAAGUAUGAUGUGCCACAGAUUCAUCGAACCGAUUUACUAUCUGGCUAUAAAAUUGAUCCAAAGAAAAAGAGAGAGAAGAAUCAAACUCUAACUAGUAUGAUUAACAUCUUAGGAAAAGACCCUAUUCUUUAUCAUAGGGUUCUAGGCUAUUGCAGAAGCCAACUCUUAACGACUGGCAGUAGACACUUUUGUACAUUUAGAUAUGAUCUCUUGAUGGCUCUUCAUGACAACCAGGUUCAGCAGCUUCACCAAAUGGACAUGUGUCACUAUUUUUGUUGGUGGCUUGACGCGUGGAUUAGAACAGUUCAUGCUAACCUCUUGAACUAUGUCUUUGUAGAGCAUUCUGAUGACAUUCGACAUAAUUUAACAUACUCCAAGCAUACUCCUACACUCGGCCAUUCUGGAUCAAGCGGAUCUUUGACCUCAGGCACAGCAAGUAACGUUGCCAAAACCACUAAAAAACCAAAGAAGGGAGGUAAAACAACUGGAAAAGCGAAAAUCAAAAAAGAAGAGCCUUCCUCCGAGAAUCCACAGUUAGGUCAGCAAGCAUCUGAUGUACUAAAGACAGAUUCCAAGCAGCAAAUUGUAGUUCCUGGUACUGAUACAAGCGAUAACCUGUCACUGAAAGACUUUUUCGAUAUUCGAAGAAUGAAAGAAUUGAGACACUUUUUCGAUAACCUUAGUCCUGAAAGUGAAGUAUGGGGUGAUAUUGCUGUCAUUUGUAGAUCACCUUUCAUAUCGAAUACUCUUCUGCAACAAAUAUUCUAUCUCCUAGAGUUUAUUUAUUCACAACAUCCAAACAUGCCUGCAGAGGCCCUCGAUAAGGUACUGUUGACCAUACCAAUUAAACAAAAGAACAAGAGAAAGGCUACAGAACAGCAACAAGAAGAGAUCUCUUCUUCAAAGAAGAAGACUAAACUUAAAGGAACAAAGGAAACUACGGUUAACACCAACACCAAAGGUACUACUAUUAAGAUUUCUUUUAAACCAUCUGAGUCUGCAUCGUCACCACCACAGGAUGAAACGACCCCAACUCCUGUACCAACUGCAUCACAUACUUCAACAGACACAAGCCCUGUACCAGCAGUCCCUCUUGCUCCUGGUGCAUUACCAGCUUAUUUAUCUUUCCUCGAAGAUGCUCAUAAUGUUAAUGAUUUUGCAGAUUAUUUUGAAACCCUUACUAGAUUGUACUAUGCUGGAGAGAAGGCUCAAUCAAUGCUCAAGGGUAAAAUGCCUUUCCAGUUACCUCCACUUCCAGAUUAUUUGUUUGAAUUUUAUCCAUUUAUUCAGCGAUUAUUGUUUAGCACUGAAUCAACUCCUGGAUCCAACGUCACAAUUGACAUUCCUGCCUUCCAAGAACAAUUCAAAAAGCAUUCAUUGGCAAGAAAACUCUUACUCUUUUCUGUCCUGAGAUUCCAUCAAAACGCCAGAAUUGCUAGCUGUAAUUUACACAGAACAAUUUCCGGCUAUGACAUAAACGAACACCAAGAAUCUCAACCUAAGAGCCAAGCGGAACAGAAAAAGAAAGAUGAUGACAUUGAAAAGUUUAGAGCAAUUGAUACUCCACAUGAUGGUACUGUAUAUGCCACCAAUUUAAACAAGUUUAGAUAUCUCUUUAAGGUAUUGUUCCUCGAAGGAAGCACGACUGAGCUAUCAUUGUUUGGAAAGACGGUCAUUCAACGAGAAUUUAACUUUAUUGACUCUCUUAUUGCAGAUUGUACUCGUCUCAUUAAGGAUAUUCAUCAAUAUUCUAUUCCUGUGCUUCUUUCUGGUAAUAUUAAGUGGUUUUUCACUACUCAACUUUCUGAAUUGGUGGACAGUUAUUCAAUGCUAUUUGAAAACUUUGUCAUUCCAUACAUUUGUUUCACAAAGCAAGAAAGUUUAACAUUCCAAAUCAGCGUUAGCACAUGUUUGAAGGAGAUUGCAUCUCUCAGUCAUUUAUUGGGAUCCAUUCUUCUCACUGUUCCAAAAGAGGUAUUUGCUAUGAGAGAAAAGAAGGAUGAUGAAGAUAUUGACGAUGAAAACAAGAAAUGCAUUCACUCCUUUGAUGAAUACAAGGAAAAGAUCUUGUCUCUUAAGAACUUUUGCCAAAACAUCUUGCAACAGCUCAAGAAUGUCACUCUUUCAGACUCUCAGCUUACCAAGCUAUUCCAAGCCAUCGAAACGCAACUUGCUAAAGAAUGGAAGGCCUUGCAGAGUGAAACCAAGUCUUUACUCCAAUUGCAACAAGAACAGGAGGCAUUGGAAAAGGCAAAAAAAGAAAAAAUCAAAGAAACUCCCUCCACACCUUCUCCUUUCCCAUUUGCCGGAAAGGUAUUGGCAGGUACUAGUCCUUUCGCUCAACAACUAUCUCCUUUCGGAAAGCCUGUUGCCUUCCCUCAUCCUGGCUUGUCAUCAUUAUCUCCUUCUCAAAUUCCAAAAUUCCAUCAAGUACACACUUUCAAGUCUCCUUCUGCAUCUCCAAAAACUGAACCACCAAGCAGCUCUCAAACCAAAACUGAAUCAGAUCACAAAAUGGAUGAAAGUAACGUGUAA